This is a messenger RNA of Funneliformis caledonium, 2026 nucleotides long. The record is from the annotation of a GenBank genome assembly. Lineage: Eukaryota; Fungi; Glomeromycota; Glomeromycetes; Glomerales; Glomeraceae.
GAAUAUUCAAGGCGCUGGAGGUAGAAAGCAGCGGGCGACAGGGCCGUGUUUAUUUAUCACGCUUCCCCCAGAAAUGUUUAUAAAUAUAUGCCAAAACCUUCCUCCCGUUGACUUGUUAUCUUUGGCUCGAGCAUGUAAAAGAUUUAAUGGAUUCUUGAGUGCAGAAACCUCAAUGACAACUCAAGAAAUUUGGAAAGCAUCCAGGGAAAUGUUUUUGCCGUACUUACAAUUGCCACCUCCAGAUGGAAUGACAGAGAGGCAGUAUGUGAGAUUGGUCUUGGAGAGGGGAUGCCAAUUUUGUGGUAAAACAAAAAUUCGGAAAGUUUAUUGGGAAUUUCUUGUCCGCUGCUGCGAGGAUUGUUUAAAGGAAAGAACCUUAAGAAAAGAAGAUAUUAAACAAGAUUUUUUUAAACUACAAAAUGUAAGAGCUGAUGAUGUGUUGGCGGGAUUGGCUUACAUUCCAUCUUGGCAUAGAAGGGCAUGGGACAGAGGAACAAAGAAUAGACCUUCGAGCCUUUAUUGGACUAAGGAUUAUUUAGCUGCUUAUGAAGAAUUUAAAGAGAUUCCUCAUACUCUUAGGAUUGAGUGGAUUAGAAAAAAGAGAGAAGAAGGUGAUGCCAAAAUGAAGGAAGCUGUCAAGAGAAAGUUGGAAACUGACAAAGAAUUAAGAAAUAAGAUGCAUGAAAACUCGAUAAAGAGAAGUGAGAGAGCUUUACAAAUUCAAUCCAGAAUUUUGGAGAUGAAAUCAGAAAAAAAUGAAUAUGGAAUUGCCAAAUAUUCUGAUACCCUCAUGGAAACUAAUGCUUACACGAACGCCACGAAAUAUAUUAAUCUUAAAUCUCCACAACCUUUCACGGAUCGUGCUUGGGCUUUGUUGAAAAAGAAAUUAAUAAAAGAAUAUAAUGAAUUAUCUGAAAAGAAGAGACAGCUGCGCAUUGAAAAAGAAAAAAUUCUUCCAAAAGAUACCAUCAUCCAGAUGAGACAAUUUGAUAUUUAUGAAAUAGCUAAACAAUGGAUUCCUGAUCCAGAAACUGAGAAAAAAAUGGAACAAAUUGAAAUUAGUGCAGCCGAAUUAGCAUUUUCUUCAACAUCCACUUCAGCUGCAGUUAAUACUACGACUUCAAUAACCGACUUUUCACAUAUAAAAGUUGAAGAUACAACACCAUUUACUGAGUUUACAAAUAUAAAAGUUGAAAAUACAACUUCAAUAUCAGAUACCACUUCUGAUAAGAUUGAAGGCGUAACCUCAACUUCCAAUAAUGCUUCUAUGAAUAUUGAUAACUUAAUCUCAACAUCUGACGACACUCCUAUGAAUAUUGACAACAUAACUAUACCCAAUAUGUCCAUUUACUUUUCUAUGCCAACUCAAAUUUCCGAUUUUUCUUAUUCUAAUGACAAUAACACAUCUUAUACAGAUACAAAUUCCAUAAUGUCAAUCGACUCCCUAAUAUCGCACGAUACAUCGAAUUUUUCUUUUGAUUAUGCAUCUACAUCUAAUUCAGCACCUAUCUAUUCAGAUUAUUUUUACACAGACCAAAUGGAAGAUGUUGAUAUGGACCAAUUUUCUUUAAAUUAUGAAAUGCCAACGCCGUCAUCUUCGACGGAUGAAUAUUACAUGUUGUACGAUCAAUAUUUCUUCCAAUUUGAUUCGAAUGCCAAUGUUAAUAUACAACAAGAUGAAAAUAGGUUUAUUAUUGAAAAAUAUUUACCUUGGUGUCCAUCUUAUAGGAAUCCACCAUUUCAUGAAGGCAAUCCAUAUAAUCUAUGGGAUGAAAAUUAUCUUAUGAAAACUUUAAUGCCACUAAUUUGGUGCGAAGCUACAUAUUUAUUGAACAAUGGCGGACCAACAACAACUGUGCAAGGUGCAGUACUUGGUGGUUAUCGAGAAAAUAACAAGUUUAAAUGUAAAGUAUGUUUUGCAAAGGAGCACCCCAAAAUGUCAUAUUCUUUUAGAAAUGUAAGAAAACAUUUAAUUGAAUACCAUAACGUCAGAAAUAUUAAUGACGAAGAAAUGAUUGAGAUUUGA